CGGAGCUCGCACCCAACAGCCCCUGCCCAGAGGCCAUCACACCCGCCCGCCAGCAGUCCCGCAGCGCCCCCCGCGGCCGCGGCACCCCCGGCCCUGGGCGCGGCGGCGCUUGCGCAGGCGCCGCCGGGCCGGAGAGUUUGAGACGCGCCGAGAAGUUGUGCUGAGUGUGCAGCUGGUGCCGCUCCCACCAUGUCGGGCUCCUCCAACGUGGCGGCCAUGAAGAAGGUGGUGCAACAGCUGCGCCUGGAGGCCAGCGUGACUCGUGUUAAGGUUUCCCAGGCUGCAGCAGACUUGAAGCAGUUCUGCCUGCAAAAUGCACAACAUGAUCCCCUACUGACAGGAGUAUCGUCGAGUACAAACCCAUUCAGACCCCAGAAAGUUUGUUCAUUUUUGUAAUUACCUGAACUACUUUGGUAUCUUUCAGUGAUCUUUUAGCAUCUUUUCCUAGCUGCUGAUGUGUGUAUGGGCAGAGUGCCUCAAGGAGUGGCCUGGUUUGAAGUCUGUACAAAAGCUUAGCUUUCAUGUGCCAAAUCUAACUGUAAAAUUGCUACUGUCUUCAAACUUCUUACCAUCUACCUCUCCAAGUGAACUGUAUGCUAGUAAAAUACUUCUGUUUCAUAAGGGAAUCAGUUUUAUAUGCCAAGCAAAAAUAAAAGUGUCUUGACUUAG
Molecule: messenger RNA, 669 nt
Organism: Melopsittacus undulatus (budgerigar)
Lineage: Eukaryota; Metazoa; Chordata; Aves; Psittaciformes; Psittaculidae
Gene: GNG5
Product: G protein subunit gamma 5
Exons: 3
Coding region: 190-396 (68 amino acids)
Biological process (GO): G protein-coupled receptor signaling pathway
Cellular component (GO): heterotrimeric G-protein complex
Molecular function (GO): G-protein beta-subunit binding
Source: RefSeq, a predicted model, not a curated record